Messenger RNA from Mytilus trossulus (common blue mussel), 5170 nucleotides. Its product is annotated as citramalyl-CoA lyase, mitochondrial-like. Gene Ontology annotation, biological process: regulation of cobalamin catabolic process. The record is from RefSeq and is a predicted model, not a curated record. Gene Ontology annotation, molecular function: (S)-citramalyl-CoA lyase activity. NCBI's taxonomy places the organism in Eukaryota, Metazoa, Mollusca, Bivalvia, Mytilida, Mytilidae. The transcript has 7 exons. Bases 52 to 1107 code for a protein of 351 amino acids.
CGGAAAUCAAGUUACGCCACCUAUUGAUUUUUUUGCUUUUAGUGUGCAAGAAUGAAAAUCCUCCUAGCUCUACACCGACACUGCUAUAAAGAUGUAAUUUUACCAACACUGACAAGAAGUGUAUUAAACAGAAUUCCCAAUACCAAGUUAUCAUGUACACCUGUAUGCUCAUAUUCCAGUUUAGGGAAUAAUAAUAAGAAAAAAUAUAUCCCACGCAGAUCUGUACUGUAUGUCCCUGGCAAUGAUCAGAGGAAAAUCCAGAAAGUUGUCUCCCUUGAUGUUGAUUGUGUUGUUCUAGACUGUGAAGAUGGAGUAGCAGCCAAUAGGAAGUCUGAAGCCAGGAAUACUAUUGCCAGUUGCCUGGGGUCUUUGGCAGGAUGUAAGGCAGACAUCACAGUCAGGGUAAAUCCAGUCAGUAGUGGACUGAUGGAGGAAGAUUUGAAAGUGGUGUUUAAAUCAGAACAUCCACCAAAAACCUUGAUGUUACCAAAGGUUGACACACCAGAAGAAAUAGAAAGAUUCACCAAAAGAAUUAAGGAUAUUCUGUCAGAGAAACAGAAGGCCGAGAAGUUCAGUUUGAUAACAAUGAUAGAAAGUGCUGUGGGUCUAAUGAACCUUAAGGAUGUGAUUCUCCAGGCUUCGUCACUCGCCAGGUCGGAGAAGCUCUUUACCUUAGAAGGUGUGGUGUUUGGAUCCGAUGAUUUCUGUGCUGAUAUUGGUGCUACAAGAACUAAUGAUGCAAAAGAACUGUUAUACGCUCGUCAGAAGAUAAUCACAUGUGCUAAAGCGUACAGACUACAAGCCAUUGAUCUUGUCUACAUAGAUUAUAAAGAUUUAGCUGGGUUCCAGCAGCAAGCAGAACAAGGAGCUAGGAUGGGAUUUACAGGGAAGCAGGUGAUACAUCCAGGUCAGAUCCCUAUCGUCAAUGCUGCUUUCUCUCCGUCAAAGGAGAGAGUACAGUGGGCCACAGAAAUGAUCCAAGCUUUUGAUGAGUAUCAGAAAUCUGGACAGGGAGCCUUUGUUUUUGACGGAAAGAUGAUUGAUAUGCCACUGGUGUUACAGGCCAGAAAUAUUGUCAGCAUGGCUCAAGCAGUAUCAAUCACAUGAUCACAGAUCACAUGAUACCUGUCACAUGAAUACAGAUCAUGUGAUUCUAGUCACAUUUGAAGAAAAGACAGAUUUUUAUUCAUAUCACAUAUUAGUGCUAAACAGAAUACUGUUUGCAAUCCAUACUUAUGUCACCUGUCCAUAUGUAAUCUCGGUGAAUAUUUUUCUAUCAGUGCUAUUCUAGGUCAGACUUGUCACUUUGCUUUUGUCAUUUGACAUUAAGAGUAUGCUGUCUUUUAUCAGUAUGAUAUAUUGUUAUUUUUGAAAAAAGGAAUCAACACUGUGGAUUCAUUAUUAUUCGUUUGAUACCAAUUUUUGUUGAUUUCGUGGGUACAGGUAAACCAUGAAAUUUGAUGUUCAACUUAUAACAAUUUUCCUAUAACUUCUGCAAAACCAGGAAAUAAAAUAUUGAUGAACAUGCUAGUUUUCAUCAAUCCAUGAAAAUUGGUUCUCAUGAUGAAAAAAAAACAAUGAAAAAAAAAUAGGUUUCAAAGGAACAUUACACAUCUUAAGAUAUUCUUUCAAUUUGAACUUAUUUGUAACAAAUGAUAAUGAAUAUUUCUGCACAGGAUUUUUGAGGAUGGGGAUGUAAAAUCAUCAAUAUUAUAAAUCUCUUGGGCAUAGAAACAAAAUAAUAAUUACUGUGAUAGUGCCCAUUAGGAAUCUCACUGAAGCACCCAGCAAUGAAUUUUCAUAAAAUCUUUAAAUAUAAAUCCACAUUUUUCUAAAUGCAUAUUUUAUAAAUUUUAGACAUCUUUAGAUGGAAUAGGCUAUUCUAAAGUCUUUUAUUAUCAUUUUUUUCUUUACAUUUUCAGGUACUUAUUCAUAUUGGCUCAUUAAGGUGGUACCUAACACUACAGGGAGAUAACUCUGUAAUAUCAGCUAAACGUUUUAAUUACGUUGCAUUGUGAAGGCAAUGUUAAGCUUCUCAAUGAUCAAAAUUAGUGUUUGUUAAAAUGCUAUAUAACCAGUGAAAUUUGUGUGAUAAAACGCUUGGUUCAAAUUUUUUGAUUUUUUUAUAUUUUUUUUAAAGGGUCAAAGUAAAUACUUUGUCAAAUAUUUAUAAAAAUUAAACAAGCCAAAUCAAUUUUAGGGAAAGUGUUGGGUACCACCUUAAGAGGAGAUCCAGCCUCUUCCACUCAUUAUGGAGCUUUAUAUGAUAAAUGUAUAGACUUUAAAAAGUAUCACUCUCUCUCCCUACAACCUAUUAUUAUACACCCUUCAAAAUUUUCACGGGACAUAUUAUGUUAUACAAAUCAGGAGCCUCUGGCCUUUGUUAGUCUUGUAUGAUUUUAAAUUUUAGUUUCUUGUGUAUAAUUCACAAGAGUUUAGUAUGACAUCCAUUAUCACUGUACUAUUAUGCAUAUUUUUAGGGGCCAGCUGAAGGACACCUACGGGUGGGGGAAUUCUCGCUACAUUGAAGACCCAUUGGUUGCCUUCGGCUGUUGUCUGCUCUAUGGUAGGGUGGUUGUCGCUUUGACAUAUUCACCAUUUCCUUUCUCAAUUUUAAAUGUCCAGUGUCCGUCCAUCUGUCUGUCUGUCCAGCGUAAACAUGUAGCACAGUAACUUGAGAACCACUUAUCCAAAUUUCAUGAAACUUAACGUAGAUGUUUCUUAUGAUGGUCAAAUGAUCUGUAUACUUUUUGGUGAAAAUAAUAUUAAAACUUUUUGAUUUAAGGCACUUUGUAACUAAAACAGGGGGGUGGGUUUUUUUUCACAUGUCGCACAGUAUAUCAAAAACGAUUUUUGAUUAUUGCUUAAAACUUUACACACUUCUUAGUUUUAUUAAUCUUAAUAGCUGUAUACUUUUUUGGUGAUGAUUCAAAAUUUCAUUUUUUAGCUUGAGUAUUUUGUUAAAAGGGGAAGUGGAUUUUUACAUGUCACGCCGUACAUGUAUCUCAAAAAAAAAAUGGUUAUUGCUUUAAACUUUCUCAGAAACUAUUUAUGAUUAUAGCAUAGAACUUCCACACAAAAUGUCGGGCUUAUCAUGCGCUCAUGGCACAGCUGUUAUAUUCAUAUAUGUAUGAAUAAUGUCAGUGGGUUUUAUAAUUAUCAAUUGUGUGAUAAUUAUUUAUUUACUGUGUAAAUGAAAACCUUUUCUGGAAAAAUUAAUAUUUGCACAGUCAAAAUGCAUUAUUAAAGAUGGCCUUUUAUAUAUUAUACCUUGUUGUAAGCCUUGAACAAAUAAGUUUUAAAUAUUGAGAUUUAGUUAUUAUUAGUGUUUCAAAUGAUAGUUUGAAUAAAAUUGUUAUGAUAACUGUUGAGUUUACGUAGUUACAGUUUGUUUUGUUACAUGUUAUUUUAAGCACCACCUAGGGGCAUUUUGUUUAGUCUGUUAGCUAUUCAUCCAUCUAACUUUUUGUUUGUACUUCAGUUUGUCUGUCCUGCUUCCGGUUAAAAUUUUUAGACAAUGUAGUUUUUGAUGAAGUUAGAAGUCCUAACAACUUGAAACUUAGUACACAUGUUCCCUAUAAUAUGAUCUUUCUAAUUGUAAUGCUAAAUUAGAGUUUAGACCCCCAUUCCAUAGUCCACUUAAUAAAGAAAAUGAUGUGUAAUGGGGACAUCCAUGUACUAUGGACACAUUAUUAUUUAUGUAUAUAUGCUUAUUUACUAGAUACUUACUUGCUAUAAUACUCCUGUUUUACACUGGUGUUGGAAUCAUUGGUCCAUGAUUUGUAUUGAGACGAUAGCAUGAUAUACCUACAUUUAUUAUCUAUUUAUACUUGGUUAUGGUUUAUGAGGUGAAAGUUUCUGCUUUAAAGAAAUUUGAAUCAGGACACAAGUCUGGUGAUGCUGGUGUAUAUUAAACACCUUCAAUUUUCAACCCAGAUUCCUAAAAUCCCCAAAGGAUUUGACAUGUUGAAUAUGUGCACCUAACAGGCUAUUAUUUGAACUCGGAAUUAUUUUUAAUUAUGGAAUUUGCUUGAUUUCUUGUUAUUGAAUUUUUUUAAUAAAUUCCAUAUUUAUUCUGUACUGAAAUGUUCUGUGCUGCGCACAACACUUUCUAUUACAAAGAAAAUAGUAUAUUUUCAAUAGAAUGUACUGUGCCGCAAACAACUCUAUCUAACCAAAAUACAUUGUAUGGAAAGUGUUAUUAACCACUCAAAAGAUUACAAUUACAAAUAAACAUAAAAUUUAUUGUAAAGUUUAAUACAAGAAAUCAUGCAAUUUCCAUAAUUAAAAAUAAUUUCAAGUUCAAAUAAUAGCCUGUUACCUGUGAUUAUUGAAUUGUUUGAGAUUUUUUGUCAAUCAAAAUGGUCAAUGAUAAUAUAUAUAUAGCUCUUAAGGUUGUGCACCUUCAAUCCUGAAGAGACUAUACAUUUAAGUUUAAUAUUCCAUAUAUUUGUAAACUGUUUAGUAUUAGGCCAUAUUUGUUUGUUUACCAUUGAACACUAGUCCAGGGUUCUCACUAAGGCAAGUCCAUGAGUCCUGGACUCAUCAAAAUCUGUCUGGAUUCACCAUUUUCAAAACUGGCAUGUCCACAGAUGCAUCAAGAUUGAAAUAUUUUGUAUAAUCUGAACACAGUAAAACACAAAUAUCAGCAUUUUAUAGCAAAAGUUUAAAAGUGAUCUGAAUUUAAUGUCAUUUCAUUGGUCUUUUAGGAAAUGGAGACUAAAAUAUUACAUUAUAAUGCAAUAAAAUAUUUUCUUCUUUCUGUUGGACGCAUCAUGGCUAAAAUGACGAGUCCCUGGACUCACCUUCAAAAAUCCUUAGUGAGAACCCUGAAGUCUACUCAGCUGCAAUUUGAAUAUUUGGUCCCUACAUGUAUCUCUUUGUGAUUCAAUUUUUCUUAUAUUAGCACUGAGAAAAUGUUGAUGUAAGUAGCAUUCAUUGUUUGAUCAGUCUUUAAGCAGAAAAAUAUUAUUUCUAAAGAUAAUUUAGAUGAAUACUGUUCUAUAGUAACAGGUUAUUGUUUGAGUGAUACAAAGGUAAAAGAUUAUUAACAAUUCUUGAGGAAAAUGACCCCAUUAAGUAAUGGUCAUCGAUAAAUUACACACUAUGUAUUAAUGAUUUUAUAUUAAAGAGCUCAUCUUUGAAUAUGUAAAUAAAAUUCUUAGAUUUA